UGACAUGUAUAAGUUGGAAAGAAAAGUCUCUGCGUUACUAGCCCUCUCUCUGCAAAGGUGUUUGAGCUACUGUAGAAAACAGGAUGGUGGUAGAGGUGGAGAGUUUCUAUGGCGUGUAUAUGCUGUACUGUACUAACCCGAAAUUCAAGGGUAGAAUAUAUAUUGGCUUCACUGUGAACCCAGAGCGCCGUAUCGGUCAACACAAUGCAGGACGGCAGCGCGGAGGAGCCAAGAGAACCAGUGGCAGAGGACCGUGGGAGAUGGUUCUUAUCAUCCAUGGCUUUCCAUCUGAUAUUGCAGCUCUUCGGUUUGAGUGGGCUUGGCAGCAUCCGCACACCUCUCGUCGCCUGUCCCAUGUUGCCCGGCGCAGCCGUAAAGAGUCCAGUUUGCAGUUCCACUGGCGUGUGGUGUCAAACAUGCUUCGGGUGGCGCCAUGGAAUCGACUCCCCCUCACUGUGCGCUGGCUAAAGCAGGAGUACCGGAUGGAUUUUGCCCCUGUGCUGCAGCCUCCUCUGCACAUUCCUCUAGCGUUUGGCUGUGUUCGUGCUAAGAGGAAACCGCAGCACAAGUGUGAGGAGCAAGAGGAGAGACAGGUGGAGCGGUGUGUGUUGUGUGGGGUAUUUGUUAAGGCUGUGGAUAGACUUUCUUGUUUCCACCCUUCCUGUCAUAUGGUUUGUCAUCUGAUUUGCCUGGCUAAACAGUUUCUGAAGGCAGACUCUUCCCACCUACUUCCUGUCGAGGGAAAGUGUCCUGGCUGUCAUCACUCUGUGCUGUGGGGGAGUUUAAUACGCCAUAAAAACGGCUGUUAUGGUGAUUUGGAAGAAAUUACCUCGUCCUCAUCUCAGAAUCAUUGGACAGAUGAACUACAGUUGUGAAGAAAAUGUGAUACAGCCUUUUCUGCAUUUUGAGAAGUAAUCAUUGGACUGGAUAAUGACAGCUCAUUAAGGUCAAGGCAUCUGUACAUUCUAAGAAAUGUGGAAUUAACAAGGAUUCACAGAAUGAGAUGAUGCAUUUAACUCAGUUGACCUUUUGAAAUAAAAGGAUCUUCAGACAUAUUUUAAAAUAUGAAAUAAAACAUUUUAAUUCAGCAAUAAUAAUUGUUACAGCAUUGUGUGUAAGCUCAGUCAUGAAGUUUUAAAAUGUGUUUAUUUUUUUAUCUGAAAUCAUGUGUGGUUAUAUUUAUUGGACAAUAAAUCAUUGUGUGUGUG
Messenger RNA from Rhinichthys klamathensis goyatoka, 1208 nucleotides. It is a transcript of the gene slx1b, whose product is annotated as SLX1 homolog B, structure-specific endonuclease subunit. Gene Ontology annotation, molecular function: crossover junction DNA endonuclease activity; 5'-flap endonuclease activity. The transcript is spliced from 5 exons. Gene Ontology annotation, cellular component: Slx1-Slx4 complex. The coding region runs from base 84 to 875 and encodes 263 amino acids. Gene Ontology annotation, biological process: double-strand break repair via homologous recombination. The record is from RefSeq and is a predicted model, not a curated record. NCBI's taxonomy places the organism in Eukaryota, Metazoa, Chordata, Actinopteri, Cypriniformes, Leuciscidae.